This is a messenger RNA of Strongylocentrotus purpuratus (purple sea urchin), 1455 nucleotides long. RefSeq names its product DNA-directed RNA polymerase III subunit RPC8 (gene polr3h). The coding region runs from base 133 to 744 and encodes 203 amino acids. Lineage: Eukaryota; Metazoa; Echinodermata; Echinoidea; Camarodonta; Strongylocentrotidae. Gene Ontology annotation, cellular component: RNA polymerase III complex. The record is from RefSeq and is a predicted model, not a curated record. The transcript has 6 exons. Gene Ontology annotation, biological process: DNA-templated transcription; transcription initiation at RNA polymerase III promoter. Gene Ontology annotation, molecular function: DNA-directed RNA polymerase activity; DNA binding.
GCCAUAUUGACUUGCAUCUGCUGAACGUUAACGAACUCACGAAGUGCAGUGCCAUUUGGUCAAGGUAUUUUGCUUGUGAUUUCCUCUCUGUUUUGCCUUGUUUAUGUAAAGGUUAUAUAGUCUGGAGAGACAAUGUUUGUUCUGGCUGAGAUGGUGGACACAGUACGCAUUGAGCCAUGGUUGUUCAAUGCCAAACCAAUCGAUGCUAUCACUGAAGAACUCAACAAGAAACUGGCAAACAAAGUUGUACCGAAUGUUGGACUCUGCAUCGCUCUUCAUGACAUAGUGAAGAUGGAAGACUCUCAUAUCUUCCCUGGUGAUGGUGCAUCUCAUACUAAAGUACACUUUAGGUUUGUUGUCUUUCAUCCCUUCAUGGAUGAGAUUCUAAUUGGACGAAUCAGAAGCUGUAGCCGUGAUGGUGUGCAUAUAUCUUUAGGUUUCUUUGAUGACAUUGUAGUUCCACCAGAAGCGCUCCAGCAACCCUGUAAAUUUGAUGAGACGGAGCAGCUGUGGGUGUGGCAGUAUGAAGCAGAAGAAGGCACACAUGAUAUGUUUAUGGAUAUCAACGAAGAGAUUAGAUUCAGAGUAGUAGAUGAAGUCUUCACUGAUACCACGCCUGUUGGUCCUGAGGAUGGCUUGGAGGCGGGAGCGGAGGAGAACGAAACAAAGAAAUCUCCUUACAGUCUGGUGGGGUCCAUCAGUGAACCAGGUCUAGGGCUAUUGGCUUGGUGGUCCAACAUGUGAAGAGAUGGACUUCAUGAACGAUAGUCUGUACUAGCUGUCUCCAAGACAAACCAUGGCAAUAUGGCAGAGGCUGAAAGCUGACAGGAUGAUGGCAAGAUGGAAUCAGGAUGAUAGAAACCCAGCGGAGUGAUGUGUAAGGUCAAGAGAUAAAAGUAAAAUAUAUGAAAAGGUGGAUUACAGACUGCAAGUGAUAAAGGGGAAGAAAUAUGAAGGGUAGGAACAGAGCGAAGCCACAUCAUAUUGUGAUUGGCGUAAACAAAAAUGUGUUAUGAAAAGCUGAAUGAUGGAACAGAGUCAUUGUCUGAAAGGAUAAUGAUAUAUGGGUCAGCUUGGAGAGGACAGGGCGAGAAGACAUUUUUUAUGUUGAUAGAGAUAAAAAAUACAGGUACUGAUAGAUGAAGGAGAUGGUGAUGUGAUGAGAAGAAUGGAAUGAAAAGAAGACUGUGGGAAAGAACCUGGAAGAGAUGGGAUCUAUGAAAGGUGCAGGCAGUUAAAAAAUGCCUUUCCAAUGUGGGAUAAAAGAGUAUCGGUCAAUAGCCAUGUUCAGACAGGGUUUCCUAGUUGGCAUAACUUUUUCCCUGCAGCAAUAAAUAUUCCAUUAGUUGUCCAUAUGCUAUAUGAAUGAAUGCAUCAUUUUGUUUACUAUCUAGAAAAAUGAACAAGACAAGCUCUCUUUAGUGAAAGAUAUGGUUUUGUUUUCAAAUAGAAGAA